Molecule: messenger RNA, 1119 nt
Organism: Prorocentrum cordatum
Lineage: Eukaryota; Dinophyceae; Prorocentrales; Prorocentraceae
Source: the annotation of a GenBank genome assembly
AUGGCGCCCUCCCGCGGCGCCGUGCCUGGCAGAUCGCGCGGCCGCGGCUCCCACCCCCUCGGGGCUGCGGCGCCCUGGGCCGUCGGCUCCGCCUGCCGCGGCGCCUGGGCUGUGGUCCCCGCCCUGGCCUCGCCGCCGCCCGCGGCCGAGUGCCACAGCGCGAGGGCUCCGGGAGCUGACGGACCGGCAGGGCCCCUCGGCUGCCUGACUGCGACGGGCCCGCAGGCCGAGAAGCUGCCCGCGGAGGCUGAAGAGAUGUUCGAGCGGAUCGUCACGGGGGUUGCCGACGACUGGCCCGCCAACCCCGUGAGCGACAACAUCGAGGCGCACGCGGACGACGAGCGCUUCACCGAGGCGUGCCAGCCGUACGGCCUGCGCCAGCUGCUGGACAUGGGAGCGUCCACGUUCUGUCGCCGUGGCGACGUCAUCGCGCACAAGGGCGAGUGCCUGGACCACAUCGCCGCCUCCGCGAACACUUUCGGGCUCGGCCGCCACUUGCUGAGGAACAUCUCCGAGGCCAAGGGCGGGAUCGACAAGGCCUUCCUGGUGGAUGCGUUCGCCGACAGCCUCGCGGAGUCCCUCGCGGAGCCGAUCCACAGGGAGAUCAGGACCACGCCCUGGGUCGCCUCUGAGCCCGGCGGCCCGCCACUUCUCUGUUUCGGCACCCUCGCUCCCAGCAAGGGUGCGAGAGAACUCGCGCUGCUCGUCGCCCGCGCCUGCGGUCCUCCUCACCCUGCUUCGCUUGAUCCUCCCGCCUGUCCUGCAACGCCGAGGUGUUCGCCGGCCGCAAGCCCCAGCCUUUCUGAGAAUUCGAACCGUACCUGGGUGGACGUGGUAAUGACACGGCACCCUCGGUCGUUUUACCUGCAACGCAUCUCUUCGCCUUCAACCUCGCCCCCCUCCGCCACGCCCAGCAGCGAGAGUUCAGGGAGGAACCCAGCCGACGAUGGGGUGUCGGCUGACAUUCAGUCUUCUCUCGCUUUUGUUGCAUCGAGCCUCCGGUCCCCUCCCCUCUUCUCCAACCUCGUCCAUGUGCUUUGCUGUGCCCCUCUUUGCUCUGCCUUUGUUCGCUGCCUCGCCGAUCGGUACUUCUGUCCGCUCGUUAAACCAUUCGGCUAA